Schistosoma turkestanicum is the source of this 1199-nucleotide messenger RNA. NCBI's taxonomy places the organism in Eukaryota, Metazoa, Platyhelminthes, Trematoda, Strigeidida, Schistosomatidae. The record is from the annotation of a GenBank genome assembly.
AUGGUGCGUAUCAAAAACCGAUAUCUCGUUUGUUUCGUUUCAAUUCAACCUCAAAACUCAAAUUCAUUUAUACCAGGUUAUCCUGGUUGUCAAAAGGAGGAUACGGUGGCAAUGCGCUUGAAUGAGUCUGAUCUAUCGAGUAUAAUCAAACAAAACAUCAUUCUUACACAUGGUUCACUUGGAGUUGGUAAAUGUAUGUCUCGUUUAAGAGUAAUUCACUGGUGUCCUGCUUCCGGUUUAUUGAUUAUACGUUGUCUUCGUAGCGUAUCUGUUUACAUCCAGGCAGCACUCUCUUUAGUUACCUACUUAGAUCUCAGUACUUAUAUACAACACCAAAAUAUCUGGUUUUACAUCAACUCCAUGGCCCAUCUCGUCGAAAUGUUGGUUGAGUAACAGAUUGUUCGGGCAAUUGAAUAUCAGUCGUACCGUUUGUAAAUGUAGUAUUAUUAAAGUAAUUAUUCGUUUAGAAUGGUCGGACUGCACUCUGAGUUAGAAAUAAUAACCAGUCCCGAGUUUCAGAAUAAAUCAGCAGGAAACUGUAAUGAUUAGCUACGACAACUCGCCUCAAAAAAGGAAUUAAAUUGAACUCUCGAUCGUCUUAUCUUUCCAAUCUAUUGAUAAGAAUUUUCUACUAAUUUAAUUUAUUUACUGACAUAUAUUGUAAGCAUGGAUAUAGUUAUGCUCUAAUGAAUACUCAAACACCUAUGUUUUGAUGUGCAGUGUCCCAGAUCUGAACGUGAUACACACCAACCGCCCGAAUCGGUCAACUGAACGAGAACGCAAGAGCAGAAGAGAAAGCUUAUUUAGCUACAGAAUCAUAUGCAUAAAUACUGAUCUAUGUAUAUAACCCCCUGUAGAAAAUGGAUCUAUAUCUUGACCAAUGACAUACGACAUUUCUGAUCAUCAAAUGGUGUCCCCAUUUGACCACCUCUGAUUCGCUCACGAUAUCGAUCCACACCUUUACAGUGAAGGAAAAAAAUACCGGCAAACGCUGUAUUAAAUUUCUUAAUUUUUAAUUGACAGAUCAUUCCCAAUUUGCAUAUGGACAUGUGAUAAAAUAAUUUUUAAAAUAGAAAACAUUUGGAUUGUAAGGUUUCUGUUGGUACAUUGAACUAAUAAUGCAGCUACUCAGUUCUUUUCAGCAAAAGCACUAAAUCAGUAUUACUAUUCUCUAUAAUGAUAAUAAAUUUGGAAACACA